Molecule: messenger RNA, 4612 nt
Organism: Castor canadensis (American beaver)
Lineage: Eukaryota; Metazoa; Chordata; Mammalia; Rodentia; Castoridae
Gene: Mbtps1
Product: membrane bound transcription factor peptidase, site 1
Biological process (GO): proteolysis
Cellular component (GO): Golgi apparatus
Molecular function (GO): serine-type endopeptidase activity
Source: RefSeq, a predicted model, not a curated record
AAUGGAGAGCCGAGGCGUGUUCGCGGCGGAGGCGCCGUUACCCGGGGCCCGCCGUCCCCAAGCCUGAGGGGACCGCAGGUAGAGCGUCUCGGCCGUGGAAAUGAGGUUGAACACGCGUUAGGUUGUGAGUGACACUAGCUGAAUCCGGGUGACCCGCCCUCGGGGGAACUGCGCUGAGAUUGGCUCACGGAGGGAUUAAUUGGUGAGCUGUGUUGGGCUUGGUUCUGUGCAAAUGGAGUAUAGGACUCAGUCGUCUCGGCCCAAAUGAGAGCAGCCUCCUGUCCAGGAUGGAGAAGAAGCGCAGAAAGAAAUGAAAGCCUCUCCUCGGGCCAAGCUACGGACGGCCAUGCGGCUUAGCUUUCAUUUACAUUGGACAACACUGUAGGACGGCUCGCCAGAAAGGUUGCAGUGUCUAGCAAAACAAAAAUUCACUGCUAAUCAAGGAAGAAAAAAGUGCACUUUGAAUUGUGGCGAUUUUAUGACCAUGAAGCUCAUCAACAUCUGGCUGCUUCUGCUAGUAGUUUUGCUCUGUGAGAAACACCUGGGUGACAAGCUGGAAAAGAAAUCUUUUGAAAAGGCACCAUGCCCUGGCUGUUCCCACUUGACUUUGAGGGUGGAGUUCUCCUCAGCAGUUGUGGAAUAUGAAUAUAUUGUGGCUUUCAAUGGAUACUUUACAGCCAGAGCUAGAAAUUCAUUUAUUUCAAGUGCUCUGAAGAGCAGUGCAGUAGACAAUUGGAGAAUUAUACCUCGGAACAAUCCAUCCAGUGACUACCCUAGUGAUUUUGAGGUGAUUCAGAUAAAAGAGAAGCAGAAAGCUGGGCUGCUAACACUCGAAGAUCAUCCAAACAUCAAACGGGUGACACCCCAGCGGAAAGUCUUUCGUUCCCUGAAGUAUGCUGAAUCUGACCCCAUCAUGCCUUGUAAUGAAACUCGGUGGAGCCAGAAGUGGCAGUCAUCUCGUCCCCUGAGAAGAGCCAGUCUCUCCCUGGGCUCUGGCUUCUGGCACGCGACAGGACGGCAUUCAAGUAGACGGUUGCUGAGAGCCAUUCCACGCCAGGUUGCCCAGACACUGCAGGCAGAUGUACUGUGGCAGAUGGGAUACACAGGUGCUAAUGUUAGGGUCGCUGUUUUUGAUACUGGGCUAAGUGAGAAGCAUCCUCACUUCAAGAAUGUGAAGGAGAGGACCAACUGGACUAAUGAGCGCACCCUGGAUGAUGGGCUGGGCCAUGGCACAUUUGUGGCAGGUGUGAUCGCCAGCAUGAGGGAAUGCCAAGGAUUUGCCCCAGAUGCAGAACUUCAUAUCUUCAGGGUCUUUACCAACAAUCAGGUAUCGUACACAUCUUGGUUUUUGGAUGCCUUCAACUAUGCCAUCUUAAAGAAGAUUGAUGUGCUGAACCUCAGCAUCGGUGGUCCUGACUUCAUGGACCAUCCCUUUGUUGACAAGGUGUGGGAAUUAACAGCAAACAAUGUAAUCAUGGUUUCUGCUAUUGGUAACGAUGGACCUCUUUAUGGCACUCUGAAUAACCCUGCUGAUCAGAUGGAUGUGAUUGGAGUGGGUGGCAUUGACUUUGAAGAUAACAUCGCCCGCUUUUCUUCCAGGGGGAUGACUACCUGGGAACUACCAGGAGGCUAUGGUCGUGUGAAACCUGAUAUUGUCACCUAUGGUGCUGGAGUGCGGGGUUCCGGUGUGAAAGGGGGAUGCCGGGCCCUCUCUGGGACCAGUGUUGCCUCUCCAGUGGUCGCCGGUGCAGUCACCUUGUUAGUGAGCACAGUCCAGAAACGUGAGCUGGUGAAUCCUGCCAGUAUGAAGCAGGCCCUGAUUGCAUCAGCCCGGCGGCUUCCUGGUGUCAACAUGUUUGAGCAAGGCCAUGGCAAGCUGGACCUGCUUAGAGCCUAUCAGAUCCUCAACAGCUACAAACCACAGGCCAGUUUGAGCCCCAGCUACAUCGACCUGACCGAGUGUCCCUACAUGUGGCCCUACUGCUCCCAGCCCAUCUACUACGGAGGAAUGCCAACAAUCGUUAACGUCACAAUCCUCAAUGGCAUGGGAGUCACAGGAAGAAUUGUGGAUAAGCCUGACUGGCAGCCCUAUCUGCCACAGAAUGGAGACAACAUUGAAGUCGCAUUCUCUUACUCCUCGGUGUUGUGGCCUUGGUCAGGCUACCUGGCCAUCUCCAUUUCUGUGACCAAGAAGGCGGCUUCCUGGGAAGGCAUUGCCCAGGGCCAUGUUAUGAUCACGGUGGCUUCCCCAGCAGAAGUGGAAUCAAACAAUGGUGCAGAGCAAACUUCAACAGUGAAGCUCCCAAUUAAGGUGAAGAUAAUUCCUACCCCUCCUCGGAGCAAGAGAGUCCUUUGGGACCAGUACCACAACCUCCGCUACCCCCCUGGCUACUUCCCCCGGGACAACCUAAGGAUGAAGAACGACCCUCUGGACUGGAAUGGUGACCACAUCCACACAAACUUCAGAGACAUGUACCAGCAUCUGAGGAGCAUGGGCUACUUUGUGGAGGUCCUCGGCUCUCCCUUCACAUGUUUUGACGCCACUCAGUAUGGAACUCUGCUAAUGGUGGACAGUGAAGAGGAGUACUUCCCCGAGGAGAUCACCAAGUUGAGGAGGGAUGUGGACCAUGGCCUUUCACUCGUUGUCUUCAGUGACUGGUACAACACCUCCGUUAUGAGAAAAGUGAAGUUUUACGAUGAGAACACGAGGCAGUGGUGGAUGCCAGAUACUGGAGGAGCCAAUAUCCCAGCUCUGAAUGAGCUGCUGUCUGUGUGGAACAUGGGCUUCAGUGAUGGCCUGUAUGAAGGGGAGUUCGCCUUAGCCAGCCAUGACAUGUACUAUGCUUCUGGGUGCAGCAUCGCCAAGUUUCCAGAAGAUGGCAUAGUGAUAACACAGACUUUCAAGGACCAAGGGUUGGAGGUUUUGAAGCAGGAGACAGCAGUUGUUGAAAAUGUCCCCAUUUUGGGACUUUAUCAGAUUCCAGCUGAGGGUGGAGGCCGGAUUGUGCUGUAUGGAGACUCCAAUUGCUUAGAUGACAGUCACCGACAGAAAGACUGCUUUUGGCUUCUGGAUGCACUCCUUCAAUAUACGUCAUAUGGAGUGACCCCUCCCAGCCUCAGUCAUUCAGGGAACCGACAGCGCCCUCCCAGCGGAGCUGGCUUGGCCCCUCCUGAGAGGAUGGAAGGAAACCAUCUUCAUCGGUACUCCAAGGUUCUUGAGGCCCAUCUGGGAGACCCGAAACCCCGGCCUCUUCCAGCCUGUCCACACUUGUCUUGGGCCAAGCCACAGCCUUUGAAUGAGACGGCACCCAGUAAUCUUUGGAAACAUCAGAAGUUACUCUCCAUCGACCUGGACAAAGUAGUGUUACCCAACUUUCGGUCGAAUCGCCCUCAAGUGAGACCCUUGUCCCCUGGAGAAAGUGGUGCCUGGGACAUUCCUGGAGGGAUCAUGCCUGGCCGCUACAACCAGGAGGUGGGCCAGACCAUCCCUGUCUUUGCCUUCCUGGGAGCCAUGGUGGUCCUGGCUUUCUUUGUGGUACAAAUCAACAAGGCCAAGAGCAGGCCCAAGCGGAGGAAGCCCAGGGUGAAGCGCCCACAGCUCAUGCAGCAGGUCCACCCACCAAAGACCCCAUCAGUGUGACCAUCAGUCUGACUAACUUGUGUGAACCAGAUGCCUUUACUGCCUGCUCUGGUGAGCAAGCAGUGCUCAGAGGGUGUCUUGGGAGGCACCUGUUUCAGAGGGACCCCAUCUCCAGCUAUGGUUCCAGUAGAGUCUGUUUUGCCUGGGCCUCUCCUCCUGUGAAGCGUCCAGGCCCAUGGGACAUCCUGAAGUACCUCGUGGCCCUAGACACCAGCAGAAGGGAUUCCAGGCUCGGCCUCAAGUAGCAUUGUGCCCAGUAGCUGAGUGCACCAAAGACUGACAGAGCUUGGGGGAGCAGUGGGGAGCUUCUGCCCCAAGAGGGAGGAGUACUUUCUACAUAAACGCAACAACCCUGACCAAGCUAAGAUAUGCUUGUAAAGGCUAUUUUCUAUAUUUAUUGUGGGGAAGAGUCACUUUAAAGAUUUGUGCUAUUUUUUUGUUAACGGAAUGCGGUUUUCUUCUCUUACAUCAUGAGAAAGAACAUGGAUUCUAUGAUCUCCAUUUUGAUGGGAGGACAGACAGAUCUGAAGGAAACUUGCACAAAUCUGUGAAACACAGACCUUCGCUUUAUUUUUAUAAGUAUCGACUGCCAUCAUGUUUUGUAAUUUGGGGUCUUGAUCUCACCAUUGUCGGUGAAGGAUUUUCAAUAAAUACGCAUAGCCUGUAUGAAGCUCAAAGAGUGUGUUAGAGCAGGCUGUUAACGCCUGUCCUGGAGGGGCCAAGUCACAUACUGUAAGGUUUCCUGUUCUGUUUAAAGCGUGCAGUUCAUUGGGUUUCUGUGUACACACUCGGUCAUGCAACUGUCACCAUUGACAUCUUCAUUCCAGAACAUUUUCAUCACUCCCAAGAAAGCAAAGAUCCAUUAGCAGUCACCCCUCUCCUUCCUCAACCUGGGGCCUGUCUGCUCUCUGGCUCUGUGCAUUUGCCUGUUCUGGGCAUUUUGUCAGUGGACUUGCACACUCGUGGUCCUUU